Molecule: messenger RNA, 13172 nt
Organism: Coregonus sp. 'balchen'
Lineage: Eukaryota; Metazoa; Chordata; Actinopteri; Salmoniformes; Salmonidae
Source: the annotation of a GenBank genome assembly
AUGGUGAUAUUUAGGGAACGCCACCUUUUGGGGUAAGCGAAUAAGACGAUAACGAAAAAUUAAACGAAACUUUUUAUCUCUCGUAUCUCUCUCUUUCUUUUAUAUAUCUUCUUCAUCUUUUAUCUCUCCCCGCUCUUUUUCUAGCCGUGUUGUGUGUGUUUGUUUUCUUUUGCAUUUCCCUUUGGGCUAUGUGUGUGUGUUUUUGUGUGGGGUGUGUGUGGGUUGGGGUCUGGCUGUUGUCGUUGUUCGUCUGUUGUCUGUUCUGUCGUCUGUCGUCUGUGGGUUGGCCCGUCUGUUGUCUGUGUUGGGGGGGUUGUCUGUUUUGGAUUGCGUGUGUGUCCUCCCCUAUAGGUGGAACCAGCUGGACCUGUCCAUAGUGUUGUUGUCAGUGAUGGGUAUCACUCUGGAGGAGAUUGACUACAAUGCUUCUCUACCCAUCAACCCUACCAUCAUCAGAAUCAUGAGGGUGCUACGGAUAGCACGAGGUACAAACACACACAUACAUGCAAGUACGCACACACACACACACACACACACACACACACACACACACACACACACACACCCUUCCCUUUUCACCUCCAUACUAACGGAAGAAAGCUAAUGCCGACAUUCCGUAUUCUACUAUACAUUCUAUUUCUCCCAUCAUCAUCAUCAUAAGCCUCCUCCCUUCUCCUCUCUCACACACACACGCACGCACACACACACACACAUACACACAGGCCACUUAAUGCCUCACUGUGAAAGAACAGAUAAUGAUACAACUAGUAUUUAAAGCUUCGGCACUCGCCACUCAACCCUUCACCCGCUACAAUACCGCUCUGGGACCGCAGAACGACCACCUGGGAAAUAUAUGGUAAUUACAGUCCAGUCAAUAUGUGGAAUUACGAGCGGUUGUGUUAUCUGAUUGGAAGGCUACGCUUAUGCAGCUCGAGUCCAGAGGGUCUUUUUCUGUGUGAAUGCUACAGUAACUAGUGUAGCUGACUGAUUAGAUAGAAGUAGGGAGAGGAUUCCAAAGAGGGCUGUUUUAAAUUCUAAAGGUGCUGUUUUAAAGAGGAAGACAAAACAUCACCAAUGGCAAUUUUAGCUCAAAACACUUCUAUGGAAUUUGCCAUUUUAUUAUUUUAUCUGUCACAAAGGGCACAAACCUAUGCUUUAGCCAUCCCAAUAUUAAAGAACUGGGUUAUACAGGAGUCCCAGGGAGGAGAGAAGGGGGGAGGAGGGGGAGAAGGAGGGAGGAGAGGGAGAGAAGGGGGGAAAAGAGGGGAGGAGGGAAGGAGGGGGAGAAGAAGGGAGGAGGGGGGAGAAGAGGGGAGGAGGGGAGAGAAGGUGGAAUAGAGGGGAGGAGGGGAGAGAAAGGGGAGGGAGAGAGAAGAAGAGGAAUGGGAUAGAAGGCGAGGAGAGGGAGAGAAGAAGGGAGGAGGGGAGAGAAGGGGAGGACAGGGGCUACAUGGAGGAGAGGGAGAGAAGUGGAGACUUUCUAGUGCUUGUUAAUGAUGUUUCAGGGUAAGAAGGCAAACGUUGCUUCUUUCCCCGGGACAGGCUUGUUCUCUCAGCCGUUACUGUUAAAAUGGUACAAUGUUGCCCCCGGGUUCUUUUUUUGUGACAUGGCAUUUUCCUUCUGCACCAGAAAUUGGACCGUUGGGAAUUGUAUAAAAUACCUAUCAUUCUAUUCCCACUUCUCAAUUAAAUUAAAUUAAAUUCAAGGGGCUUUAUUGGCAUGGGAAACAUAUGUUAACAUUGCCAAAGCAAGUGAAAUGGAUAAACAAAAUAUGAACAGUAAACAUUACACUCAGAAGUUCCAAAAGAAUAAAGACAUUUCAAAUGUCAUAUUAUUUCUAUAUACAGUGUUGUAACGAUGUGCAAAUAGUUAAAGUACAAAAGGGAAAAUAAAUAAACAUAAAUAUGGGUUGUAUUUACAAUGGUGUUUGUUCUUCACUUGUUGUCCUUUUCUUGUGGCAACAGGUCCCAAAUAUUGCUGCUGUGAUUGCACACUGUGGUAUUUCACCCAAUAGAUAUCAAAAUUGGAUUUGUUUUCAAAUUCUUUGUGGGUCUGUGUAAUCUGAGGGAAAUAUGUGUCUCUAAUAUGGUCAUACAUUUGGCAGGAGGUUAGGAAGUGCAGCUCAGUUUCCACCUUAUUUUGUGGCCAGGUCUGCCUACGGUGACCUUUCUCAACAGCAAGGCUAUGCUCACUGAUUCUGUACAUUGUCAAAGCUUUCCUUAAUAUUGGGUCAGUCACAGUGGUCAGGUAUUCUGCCACUGUGUACUCUCUGUUUAGGGCCAAAUAGCAUUCUAGUUUGCUCAGAUUUUUUGUUCAUUCUUUCCAUGUGUCAAGUAAUUAUCUUUUAGUUUUUUCAUGAUUUGUUUGGGUUUAAUUGUGUUGCUGUCCUGUUGCUGCAGACUGUUCUAGUGCCCUCGCCAAUUCAUUGAUAUAUAUGUUGAAGUGGGUGGGGCUUAAGCUGCAUCCCUGUCUCACCCCAUGGCCCUGUGGAAAGAAAUGUGUGUUUAUUUUGCCAAUUUUAACCGCCCACUUGUUGUUUGUGUACAUGGAUUUUAUAAUGUUGUAUGUUUUUUCCCUCAACACCACUUUCCAUCAAUUUGUAUAGCAGACCCUUAUUCCAAAUUGAGUCAAAAGCUUUUUUGAAGUCACAAAGCAUGAGAAGACUUUGCCUUUGUUUUGGAUUAUUUGUUUGUCAAUUAGGGUGUGCAGGGUGCAUACGUGGUCUGUCGUACCGUCAUCUUCCAUCUCUCUUUUCUCACUACUGUGUCUGUUCUCUAACAAUGUUUCCCUUUUCCUCUCUUUCUACGCUUUCUAUCUGUUCCUCUUCCUUCCCCCCUCUCUCUUUCUCUCUCGCUCUCGGUCUCUCUCUUUCUCUCUCUCGGUCUCUCUCUCUCGCUCUCUCUUUCGCUCUCUCUCGGUCUCUCUGUCUGUUUCUGUCUCUCUCUCUCUUUCUCUCUGUCUCUCUGUUUCUGUCUGUCUCUCUCUGUCUCACUCUCUCUGUCUAUCCAGUUCUCAAGCUGUUGAAGAUGGCUACAGGAAUGAGAGCUCUUCUAGACACAGUGGUGCAGGCUCUACCUCAGGUGUGUAUCCACUCAAUUACACACACACACACACACACACACACACACACACACACACACACACACACACAUCUCUGUGCCCUAUCCUUUAUCCCUACCACUGAUAGGGGUUCAUUCUGAAUAGGGGAGAGUGGUGGAGGAGCACUGUCAAUAUCUCUGCCACUGACUUUUAUUCUGCAUCACAAAUGGCACCCUGUUCCCUAUGUAGUGCCCUACUACCCAUAGGGUGCUGGUCAUAAGUAGUGCACUACAUAGGAUUAGGGUGCAGUUUUGGACAAAGUCAAGGUAAAAGUGGAGCUGUGAUAAAUGAUGCCCUCCUCUCCUAUUUUGAUGACUUUCUGACACCGCUAAUGUUUAUGAGAAUGAGACAUCUUAUCUCAAGUAUUCAUUUUCAUUUUUAUUCUCCAUUGACUUUGAGGCCAAAAUCAAUUGGAUUGUAUAAGUUGUGAAACUUUGAUCUAUUUUCGGAGGAGAAUGGCAUUUUAUAUUACAUUCCUUUGAGAGUAAAUAUCUCCCACUAGUCGGUAUAUUCUGUUAAUGUACACAGGCUUAGAGACGCAUUUGACUUGAUGCCUUGGGGUGUUUUACCAUAUUUGCUUUGUAUCUCCUUGGAUAGCAACACACACACACAGAUACACAUAUGCAAUCGGGUAUGCACGCACGCACACACACUCACACACACACACAAACACACAAACACACAGGAUAAUCUCCCUGCAUUCUCCCUGGCUUCUUUUGAUAUUUUCUUUCAGCCAUUCUCUCCCUGACAGGCCUCAUUGGUUUUCCGUUGUUAUUGUUGGGAGGGUUGUUUCGGUUCAGGACCAUUUCUGCUAGUGUUACAAGCCAAAUCUCCCAAAUAACCAUUAGUAAGGUCCUUAGGGGUGGCAGUGAUGGCUGGUUAUACCUCACAAUGGCUGCCUUGUCAUGUCAGGCUGGUUAUACCUCAUAAUGGCUGCCUUGUCAUGUCAGGCUGGUUAUACCUCAUAAUGGCUGCCUUGUCAGGCUGGUUAUACCUCAUAAUGGCUGCCUUGUAAUGUCAGGCUGCUUAUACCUCAUAAUGGCUGCCUUGUCAUGUCAGGCUGGUUAUACCUCAUAAUGGCUGCCUUGUCAGGCUGGUUAUACCUCAUAAUGGCUGCCUUGUAAUGUCAGGCUGCUUAUACCUCAUAAUGGCUGCCUUGUCAUGUCAGGCUGGUUAUACCUCAUAAUGUCUGCCUUGUCAGGCUGGUUAUACCUCAUAAUGGCUGCCUUGUCAUGUCAGGCUGGUUAUACCUCAUAAUGCCUGCCUUGUCAUGUCAGGUUGCUUAUACCUCAUAAUGGCUGCCUUGUCAUGUCAGGCUGGUUAUACCUCAUAAUGGCUGCCUUGUCAUGUCAGGCUGGUUAUACCUCAUAAUGGCUGCCUUGUCAGGCUGGUUAUAUCUCAUGUUCAAGGUUGCCACUGUGCCUUCAACCAGUGAUUUGACUCAGUCCACUCAGAGCUGCUACAUUGUGUUUCACUCCUUGCUGUGGGGGUUGGAUACCUUAGCAUUCACAUCCAUGUCAGUGGGUUUUUUAGAUUAAAUGUGUCUACUUUGAUCAAUAGGAAAAGUAUAACUGUCCUUAUUGAGCACGGAUUGGCUGAAUUUCUCCCAAAGCAGGAAGCAUGACAACCUGUAUUGACUGCUGAUUGGUUGACUGUCUGUCAGGUGGGGAACCUGGGCCUGCUGUUCAUGUUGCUGUUCUUCAUCUACGCUGCCCUGGGGGUGGAACUGUUUGGAGAGCUGGGUGAGUCCCUUUUAAUAAUACCUCAACAUUUACCCUAGAAAUAGUAUUGUUAGGAGAUCUGGCAAGACCUGGUCAGUCAAUUACUAAUAUACUAAUACUCUUAGUAAAAGUAUUUAUCUUCAACUCGCAAUCUGUGGAUUCUAUUCGAUUAGAUAGAUUAAAAUUGUAUGUUAAACAUCACAGCAUAGUUGAAAGAUAUAUGGCGCGUAGAAAUCCGAACAGGGUGGCCAGUAGAGAUAGGUGGGAUGGGCUGAGGGAAGCUGAGGGUUGGGAUGUGGAAUUGGAGACAAGUGGGAGUGGAGUUGCUGGGCGGGGGAAAGAAUGACGGUCAAAGAUAAAGGUUUCCUUUCUCUUUCUCUUUUUUGUCUUUUGUUCAUUUUGUUGGUUGUUGGUGCAUUGGGGGACAGGGGCUUGGGGGGGACAGGGGCUUGGGGGGGACGGGGGUCUUGGGGGGGCGGGGGAAUGGAAUUAUUUUAUUUUUCUUGGGGGGGGGUUCGGAUGUUUGAGGGGCAGCUCUUGGGGAUCUGUGGGGGGGAUAUUGGAGGGCUGGUGGCCUGGCGGUUGGGAGCUUGGGCUGGUGGCUGAUGGGUUGCUGGUUCGGGUCCCCGUUUUUGACCUUGUGGGAGAUCUGUCGACGUGCCCUUGAGCAGGGCGUUGACCCUGGUUGCUUCUGUGUGUCGCUCUGGAUGGGAGUCUGUUAGAUGAAUAAUGUGAUGUAGAUGUUGAGCGGCUUCACUGCCAGUAGAUUGUAUGUUUUAAUAUUUUAAAAAUAUAUAAAUAUUAAUAAUAAUAAUGAAAACAGCUAAGAGAUAAUAGAAAAUGUACUGUACUGAACAAAAACUUCUCAUACUUGAUAAAAAAGCUAAAUGCAUAACCAAAAUGUGCUGUACUGCAGUGGCGAUUUUAGCAUGUAAGUCUUGGUGGGGCAAACUCCCCCCCAAAAAAUGUUAUGCAUGCCAGAAAAGCCACUACACAACACAAUACUAAACAAUACAUUAAUUGCACUAUAACAGUGACAAACGGUGCCUACAAACUGGUAGGGCCUACAUAAAGCUGUCCCAACAGCAGAGCUUACUUUUCAGCAUCAUAGAGGGAAUCCUUACCGCCGCUACACCUGGCUAUCAGAGGAGCCUUGUCUGGCAGUGAAACUGUUCAUUCAGCCUCAUUUACUGACUUUUUAAAAAAACAUAGAUGAUAUGGCUGACUUGCUUAAACAAAUGUGGUUUCUACUAUGUACAAACUAUGGCAUAAGGGGACGACGAACGGAUAAGAGGCAAUCUGUAAUUUUGAUUAAGACAUUAAUAAGCGAGCUAGGACGGACGUAGUCAAUCUAACUAUUUGUUCAGCACUUUUGAAAUGUACAGCGACAGAAUUCAGAACAUUGGCCGUUCUUACUGUAUUCUCCCUGUACACCAAGUCAGAACAGUAGGAUAAAUACAGGGGGCAUAUAAGCAGACAAUGAGAGCUCUUACAAUAUUCAAUUAUUACAUUUCUCUAAAACAGGCUAUAGGCUACAUGUGCACCACCAAGUCAGGACUUGUAAGGGGGAAAGGGACCAAAUUAUUAGGGUGAGGCACAUGGGCUACUAACAGCUUACUACACAACAUACACUUAGUAUUACUUUCUUAUCUACAGUAUACAUAUAUCCCUGGCAUAUUACAUCAUUUAUGCAGCAGGAUACAAUUCAUUUUUGGACUCACCUUGUUGUGCUAUGCUCACUUGAACAGGAAGGUGGACAUUUUGUCAUUCAACUUUGUCAUCAAAGUCAAAGUCUGGCAUUCUCUGGAUUUAUGGUGCUUUCAAGACAACAAGGUUGAAUCAUGACGUCAGUGAUCUUCAGGUCGGAGACUGUAAGUCGCUCUGGAUGAGAGCGUCUGCUAAAUGACUUAAAUGUAAUGUAAAUGUAGAAAGAGGCUCGAGUUCCCGGCUUGGCAUUCCGAGUUGGAUGACAGUUAAAAACGUAUUUUCCCAGUCGGAGCUCGUUUUUUUCAGUUCCCAGUUUCUUGAACUCACUGAAGUCUCAGAUUUCCCAGUUCCGAGUUUCCAGUUGUUUUGAACGAGGCAGAAGUCAUGCUGGAUUGACAGCAUGGCCAAUGUAUUCAACCUUUUCUGGCCCAUGGCAUGUGAAUGGUUAUCCUUUUAAGUUUGUAAAAGAGACCCUUAAACCCAGACUUGGACCACACACACACUCCACUGAAUAGAAGGCGAGUGAUUGCUUUGCAAUGCUUGCAGUUAGCCAUUGAUUCCUUCCAAACCACUCAUUGUUGAAUUUGCAAUUUCCAACUUGUUGUGUAAUGGUUAUGUCCAAUUGCCGAUGAGCACCGAUACAUUUUAUCUAUAAUUUCUCUUCAUAUGACAAGGAUUGAAAAGGAUUUGGCAGUAGAUUGUCAACUUGAUUCAUGAUGAUGACUGCUUGUCUAGCUUGCUAGAUAAGAUUUUGAAAGUAUGAUGUUGACAUGAUCAGUCGAAUCAAACUAUGGUAGAUAUAACGUGAUUUGACUUCAUUUUAUCUGUGGCCAAUGACCUUGAGCCUUCUUGGAUGGGUACUUCAAAUGUAAAUCUAUGGUAGCUCUCCCCGUAGAUUUUGCGGUGAGGUAGUGUCCCCAUGAGUGACAGAACACUGAGCCAAUCACGGCGCAGCUAGAGAACAUUACCAACCCCUACGCUCCAUAUUUUCCGCUGGCUGACCCACCACCACAGAAAGCACUGAGCUAGGCAGAAACACCUGCAUUUUGGAGCUGCCUUAAUCAAGAAAGCAAAAAAGAGACCAUGUUUGUAUGCGGCUUUAUUAAAUAAAAUAUUUUUUGGUUUACAUUGUUCGUAAACUGAUAUGUGGCACGUAUUAAUGCCAAAAUAUCAUGCAAAACAGGUAACAACAAAAAUAAUACCUGAAUGAAUGACAGAUCACCACAUUAAAAAGCUAAAUGCAUAACCAAAAUGUACUGUACUGAACAAAAACGUUUCAUACUUAUACCCUUAUCUUUGGGCCAAAACAAAUAGUCAUUAAAAUAUUACAGUGAACUGUCAGAAAUAUGUAAACAAGUUUUAUGUUUAUUCAUAUUUUGAUGAAUGGUAAACAGUGAUAAAUUGAUCUCUUCUCCCACCUUUCUCUACAUCUCUUCUCCCUUCACACUCUGUCUCUCUCUCUCUCUCUCUCUCUUUCUCUCUCUCUCUCUCUCUCUCUCUCUCUCUCUCUCUUUCUCCUCCCACCUCUCACUGUUUCUCCCUCCCUCCUUCCCUCCCUCCCCUCCAUCUCUCAGUGUGCAAUGCUGACUACCCAUGUGAGGGCAUGAGUCGGCAUGCCACCUUCGAGAACUUCGGCAUGGCCUUCCUCACCCUCUUCCAGGUCUCCACCGGAGACAACUGGAAUGGCAUCAUGAAGGUACACAAAAUACUCAUUCAACGUAUCUGGUAAAAUAAGGGUACAAAUAAUGAAAAAUGGUGUAGGCCAUUUAUGACUUUAAACACUAGAGAAUCAUGGGAAAUGCAGAGAGAGAGAGAGAGAGAGAGAGAGAGAGAGAGUAUGUGUAGUCCUUUAGUUUAACAGAUUCUCUUGUUCCAUAGUAGCAUAGAGGUGACUGAAAUGGCACAGAUCUCUAACCGACAGAGACGACUAGAUAAUGAAGUACUUAUUCACAGAUCUCUAACCGACAGAGACGACUAGCUAAUGAAGUACUUAUUCACAGAUCUCUAACCGACAGAGACGACUAGCUAAUGAAGUACUUAUUCACAGAUCUCUAACCGACAGAGACGACUAGCUAAUGAAGUACUUAUUCACAGAUCUCUAACCGACAGAGACGACUAGCUAAUGAAGUACUUAUUCACAGAUCUCUAACCGACAGAGACGACUAGCUAAUGAAGUACUUAUUCACAGAUCUCUAACCGACAGAGACGACUAGAUAAUGAAGUACUUAUUCACAGAUCUCUAACCGACAGAGCCGACUAGAUAAUGAAGUACUUAUUCACAGAUCUCUAACCGACAGAGCGACUAGCUAAUUAAGUACUCUGUAGCUCAAUUGGUAGAGCAUGGCGCUUGUAACGCCAGGGUAGUGGGUUCAAUCCCCGGGACCACCCAUACGUAAAAUGUAUGCACACAUGACUGUAAGUCGCUUUGGAUAAAAGCAUCAGCUAAAUGGCAUAUUAUUAUUAUAUUAUACUUAUUCACAGAUCUCUAACUGACAGAGACGACUAGCUAAUGAAGUACUUAUUCACAGAUCUCUAACCGACAGAGCCGACUAGCUAAUUAAGUACUUAUUCACAGAUCUUUAACCGACAGAGACGACUAGCUAAUGAAGUACUUAUUCACAGAUCUCUAACCGACAGAGACGACUAGCUAAUGAAGUACUUAUUCACAGAUCUCUAACCGACAGAGACGACUAGAUAAUGAAGUACUUAUUCACAGAUCUCUAACCAACAGAGACGACUAGAUAAUGAAGUACUUAUUCACAGAUCUCUAACCGACAGAGCGACUAGCUAAUGAAGUACUCUGUAGCUCAAUUGGUAGAGCAUGGCGCUUGUAACGCCAGGGUAGUGGGUUCAAUCCCCGGGACCACCCAUACGUAAAAUGUAUGCACACAUGACUGUAAGUCGCUUUGGAUAAAAGCGUCUGCUAAAUGGCAUAUUAUUAUUAUAUUAUACUUAUUCACAGAUCUCUAACUGACAGAGACGACUAGCUAAUGAAGUACUUAUUCACAGAUCUCUAAACGACAGAGACGACUAGCUAAUUAAGUACUUAUUCACAGAUCUCUAACCGACAGAGACGACUAGCUAAUGAAGUACUUAUUCACAGAUCUCUAACCGACAGAGACGACUAGCUAAUGAAGUACUUAUUCACAGAUCUCUAACCGACAGAGACGAUUAGCUAAUUAAGUACUUAUUCACAGAUCUCUAACCGACAGAGACGACUAGCUAAUGAAGUACUUAUUCAUAGAUCUCUAACCAACAGAGACGACUAGCUAAUGAAGUACUUAUUCACAGAUCUCUAACCAACAGAGACGACUAGAUAAUGAAGUACUUAUUCACAGAUCUCUAACCGACAGAGACGACUAGCUAAUGAAGUACUUAUUCACAGAUCUCUAACCGACAGAGACGAUUAGCUAAUGAAGUACUUAUUCACAGAUCUCUAACCGACAGAGACGACUAGCUAAUGAAGUACUUAUUCACAGAUCUCUAACCGACAGAGACGAUUAGCUAAUGAAGUACUUAUUCACAGAUCUCUAACCGUCAGAGACGACUAGAUAAUGAAGUACUUAUUCACAGAUCUCUAACCGACAGAGACGACUAGCUAAUGAAGUACUUAUUCACAGAUCUCUAACCGACAGAGACGACUAGCUAAUGAAGUACGUAUUCAUAGAUCUCUAACCAACAGAGACAACUAGCUAAUGAAGUACUUAUUCACAGAUCUCUAACCGUCAGAGACGACUAGAUAAUGAAGUACUUAUUCACAGAUCUCUAACCGACAGAGACGACUAGCUAAUGAAGUACUUAUUCACAGAUCUCUAACCGACAGAGACGACUAGCUAAUGAAGUACUUAUUCACAGAUCUCUAACCGACAGAGCCGACUAGAUAAUGAAGUACUUAUUCACAGAUCUCUAACCGACAGAGCGACUAGCUAAUUAAGUACUCUGUAGCUCAAUUGGUAGAGCAUGGCGCUUGUAACGCCAGGGUAGUGGGUUCAAUCCCCGGGACAACCCAUACGUAAAAUGUAUGCACACAUGACUGUAAGUCGCUUUGGAUAAAAGCAUCAGCUAAAUGGCAUAUUAUUAUUAUAUUAUACUUAUUCACUGAUCUCUAACUGACAGAGACGACUAGCUAAUGAAGUACUUAUUCACAGAUCUCUAACCGACAGAGCCGACUAGCUAAUUAAGUACUUAUUCACAGAUCUUUAACCGACAGAGACGACUAGCUAAUGAAGUACUUAUUCACAGAUCUCUAACCGACAGAGACGACUAGCUAAUGAAGUACUUAUUCACAGAUCUCUAACCGACAGAGACGACUAGAUAAUGAAGUACUUAUUCACAGAUCUCUAACCAACAGAGACGACUAGAUAAUGAAGUACUUAUUCACAGAUCUCUAACCGACAGAGCGACUAGCUAAUGAAGUACUCUGUAGCUCAAUUGGUAGAGCAUGGCGCUUGUAACGCCAGGGUAGUGGGUUCAAUCCCCGGGACCACCCAUACGUAAAAUGUAUGCACACAUGACUGUAAGUCGCUUUGGAUAAAAGCGUCUGCUAAAUGGCAUAUUAUUAUUAUAUUAUACUUAUUCACAGAUCUCUAACCGACAGAGACGACUAGCUAAUGAAGUACUUAUUCACAGAUCUCUAAACGACAGAGACGACUAGCUAAUUAAGUACUUAUUCACAGAUCUCUAACCGACAGAGACGACUAGCUAAUGAAGUACUUAUUCACAGAUCUCUAACCGACAGAGACGAUUAGCUAAUGAAGUACUUAUUCACAGAUCUCUAACCGACAGAGACGAUUAGCUAAUUAAGUACUUAUUCACAGAUCUCUAACCGACAGAGACGACUAGCUAAUGAAGUACUUAUUCAUAGAUCUCUAACCAACAGAGACGACUAGCUAAUGAAGUACUUAUUCACAGAUCUCUAACCGACAGAGACGACUAGAUAAUGAAGUACUUAUUCACAGAUCUCUAACCGACAGAGACGACUAGCUAAUGAAGUACUUAUUCACAGAUCUCUAACCGACAGAGACGAUUAGCUAAUGAAGUACUUAUUCACAGAUCUCUAACCGUCAGAGACGACUAGCUAAUGAAGUACUUAUUCACAGAUCUCUAACCGACAGAGACGAUUAGCUAAUGAAGUACUUAUUCACAGAUCUCUAACCGUCAGAGACGACUAGAUAAUGAAGUACUUAUUCACAGAUCUCUAACCGACAGAGACGACUAGCUAAUGAAGUACUUAUUCACAGAUCUCUAACCGACAGAGACGACUAGCUAAUGAAGUACGUAUUCAUAGAUCUCUAGCCAACAGAGACAACUAGCUAAUGAAGUACUUAUUCACAGAUCUCUAACCGUCAGAGACGACUAGAUAAUGAAGUACUUAUUCACAGAUCUCUAACCGACAGAGACGACUAGCUAAUGAAGUACUUUUUCACAGAUCUCUAACCGUCAGAGACGAUUAGCUAAUGAAGUACUUAUUCACAGAUCUCUAACCGACAGAGACGACUAGCUAAUGAAGUACUUAUUCACAGAUCUCUAACCAACAGAGACGACUAGCUAAUGAAGUACUUAUUCACAGAUCUCUAACCGUCAGAGACGACUAGAUAAUGAAGUACUUACAUUAACAUUUACAUUUUAGUCAUUUAGCAGACGCUCUUAUCCAGAGCGACUUACAGUUAGUGAAUACAUAUUUUUUUUAUACUGGCCCCCUGUGGGAAUCGAACCCACAACCCUGGCGUUGCAAACGCCAUGCUCUAUCAACUGAGCUACAUCCCUGCCGGCCAUUCCCUCCCCUACCAUGGACGACGCUGGGCCAAUUGUGCGCCGCUCAUGAGUCUCCCGGUCGCGGCCGGCGGCGACAGAGCCUGGAUUCGAACCAGGAUCUCCAGUGUCGAUGCAGUGCCUUAGACCACUGCGCCACUUAUUCACAGAUCUCUAACCGACAGAGCCGACUAGCUAAUUAAGUACUUAUUCACAGGGAGCUGAUAAUACUUCAUAACUUCGAUUUCUUUCUUUCUUUCUAUCUGUUUCUUUUUUUCCUUUUUUCUGUCUCUCCUCCAGGACACUCUGCGUGAGUGCCCCCCAGGUCCCAGUGACUACCCGUGCCACGCUGGACUCCAGUUCAUCUCUCCCAUGUACUUUGUCUCCUUCGUCCUCACCGCCCAGUUCGUACUCAUCAAUGUGGUGGUGGCCGUGCUCAUGAAGGUAUGGGACACACACACACAGCGCAGACCAGUCCGUCCUCAUAAAACACACACACACUGACACACACACACCACUGUGCAAUGCCAUGGAACUGAAUGUCUAAACGUAGAACAAGAUUCCAAAUAUUACUGAAAGGGUUCAUAUAAUGCUCAAAGACGCUAAGAUGGCGUCCGGUGUAGAAGUUGGCCAAACUCUCUAUGGCUCUGGGUAUGAGGGGUUGACAGCAGAACAUAAGAGCCAAUUACAAUGUCACAGUUGGAUAACUAAAGUCAUAUUAACUGUUUUCCUUGAAGCACCUUGACGACUCAAACAAAGAGGCCCAGGAGGAUGCUGAGAUGGAUGCAGAGAUUGAGCUGGAGCUUGCCCAGGGACAACUCCAACUACCCACCUGCUGCAUGGGGGUGCUGGGCACUGGGCUAGUCGUGGCUGGGGCCUCUGGAGCUCCUGGA